Messenger RNA from Pelmatolapia mariae (spotted tilapia), 3115 nucleotides. RefSeq names its product Rho GTPase activating protein 39 (gene arhgap39). Lineage: Eukaryota; Metazoa; Chordata; Actinopteri; Cichliformes; Cichlidae. Gene Ontology annotation, biological process: signal transduction. Gene Ontology annotation, cellular component: cytoskeleton; cytoplasm. Gene Ontology annotation, molecular function: protein binding; GTPase activator activity. The coding region runs from base 95 to 3106 and encodes 1003 amino acids. The record is from RefSeq and is a predicted model, not a curated record. The transcript has 11 exons.
CGGAUGACCGACUCGGUGACUGUAACCGCAAUUUAGGCAACAUGGGAGAUGUUGUGGGAUUUAUCUUGAACGGAUUUUAAAAACCGUCGGGAAAAUGGCCGAGAGGUUGGAAUGGGUGGAAAUUAUUGAGCCACGCACACGGGAGCAUAUGUAUGCCAAUCUGCUAACGGGUGAGUGCGUGUGGGACCCACCACAGGGUGUUUGCAUCAAGCGUACCGGUGAGAACCAGUGGUGGGAGCUGUUUGACCCCAAUACUUCACGCUUCUACUACUAUAACGCCUCUACCCAACGCACAGUGUGGCAUCGGCCUCAGGGAUGUGACAUCAUACCUUUGGCCAAGCUGCAGACUCUGAAGCAGCACACAGAUACCACCAUCACUCGUCCUCCAGGUGGCGGACGGCGAGCAUCUGCUGACAACAGCCCAGGACGGAACAGCGAAGUCAGCCGGGAAGGAAGCACCUCGUCCUCCCUUGACCAGGAGCUGUCUGAAAAACAAGGCAACAGAGAGGAGGCAGAUAGGACCUCUCCCUUCAGGUGGAAUACUGGUACAAAAGAGCGAAUGCUGAUCAAGGUGACAGACAGAGAGCCCAGCUUCUUGGCCCAUCAGGGAAAUGGUUACUCUCCCUGUGACCCCUCCAGCCCUAGCACUCCUUCUGGAGGGGGCACCACCUCACGAGCUCGCUGUUCCUCUGGAGGAAACCCUUCUUCAGAACCUGACAGCUCACCAGUUCUUUAUGCCGACCGCCGUCAGUCUCCUUUUCUUAAGCGGGCAGAGCUGGGUGGCUCAAACACCCAUCGACUCACUUCAGCUGACUCCCAGCCUCCUUCACCCCGCUACACCUAUGAGCCCCCACUAUAUGAGGAGCCGCCAACAGACUUUCAGCCCCCACCCAUCUAUGAAGAGCCUCCUACUGACAUGCACCUCUCUGAUUCUUCUUCCUUCUACAGCACUGGCAAGUCACCUGCUCGGAAAUCUUCAGUCCCCAUUUACCACUCCCCCAAGCAGGGCCAGUCACCCUAUGGCCAGCUGGUUCUGACCAGGCAGAAGUGUCCCGAAAAGACUCAGAGUUUGGAGUACAGUCCUGUGGGCAAGGAAUAUGUUAAGCAGCUGGUGUACGUGGAGCAGUCAUCUUCCAGUCCUCGAUUCAAGACAGCAGACCGUCUUCUGCGUUACGGCACAACCGGUGGCUAUGGAAGUUCAUAUGGGGGGUCCUACACUCUGCAACACAGCCAAUCUCUGAUCAGAGACCCCCGCCUCCUGCUGGACUACAGUGGAGAGGGUGGAGAGGGAAGCCAGAGGUUAGUUUAUGAGGACUCCAUAUCCUGGACGUCCACCCAGACACACUCCCUCUCUUCUUCUUCUUCUACAGCCAGGCCUGGGGCUUUCUCUCCCUCUGGCAACCGCAAACGCAAAAGCCGCAAGCCAUCCCUCCCACAGGAACUGACUCGCUAUGGGGAGGUGGAGCUUACUGGGACAGCAUCUGAGGCCAUGCUGGCUCAGGCCAGACUUGCUUGGGAGGCUCAGCAGGUGAUGAAACAGAGGUGCAGUUGGGAUUCUGGGCAGGGAGGUGGUGCUUCCCAAGCUGGCAGCUCUAAAGAUGGCUAUGAGAGUGACGGAGCAGUGCCUCUGCCAUUACCGGGACCAGUGGUGAGGGCGUUCAGUGAGGACGAGGCACUAGCACAGAGCGAUGGCCACCACUGGAAACGCAGUACCUUUGAGCGGCUGGGGUUCCCUCAGGCCCUCCUGGAGAAAAGCCUCUCUGUUCAGACCAACCUGGCCUCCCCUGAACCUUACCUUCAUCCCUCACAGUCAGAGGACCUCGGAGCUUGUGCCCAAUUCGAAGCCAGUCGAAAUGCAAGGAAUAUGAUGCCUAGCGCCAGCUGUGGCAUUUUCCCAGAGUUUACCCUGAGGAAGCCGUCCUCGGAGACCGACAUUGAGAACUGGGCAUCCAAGCACUUCAAUAAACACACACAGGGUCUUUUUAGAAGAAAGGUCUCUAUUGCCAACAUGUUGGCCUGGAGCAGUGAGCCUAUCAAGAAGCCCAUGAUUGUGACUUCAGAUCGCAGCGUGAAAAAGGAGGCAGUCGAGAUCUUUAAACUCAUCCAGACCUACAUGGGAGACCGUCGCUCCAAGGCCGACCCCCUUUCUGUGGCUCUGGAGGUUGUGGUGCGUGGGUGGAGUAAUCAGGGUUUGCGUGAUGAGCUCUACAUCCAGCUGUGUCGUCAAACUACAGAGAACUUCCGCUACGACAGCCUAGAGCGAGGCUGGGAAUUGAUGGCCAUCUGUCUAGCUUUCUUCCCCCCAACACCCCGUUUCCACACUUACCUGGAGGGCUAUAUUUAUCGACACAUGGACCCUCUGAAUGACACCAAAGGUGUGGCCAUUAGCAGUUAUGCUAAAUACUGCUACAGGAAACUGACAAAAGCUGCACUCACUGGAGCCAAGAAGGGUGUGCAGAAACCCUGCAUAGAGGAAAUCAAGCAUGCCAGGAACGCCAUCUUCAACCCUUCCAUGUUUGGGUCCUCCCUUGAGGAGGUCAUGGCACUCCAGAAGGAGCGAUAUCCAGACCGCCAAUUGCCAUGGGUACAGACUCGCCUCUCUGAAGAGGUUCUGUGUCUCAAUGGAGACCAAACAGAGGGCAUUUUCAGAGUUCCAGGGGACAUAGAUGAAGUCAAUGCCCUCAAGCUGCAAGUGGAUCAAUGGAAAAUCCCUACAGGACUGGAAGACCCACACAUUCCUGCCUCUCUGCUGAAACUUUGGUACAGGGAGCUUGAAGAACCGCUUAUCCCUCACGAGUUUUAUGAGGAGUGUAUCAGUCACUAUGACAACCCAGAAGCAGCUGUCGGUGUGGUGCUGGGCCUGCCACAUAUCAACAAACUGGUGCUCUGCUAUCUCAUUCGAUUCCUACAGGUAUUUGCCCAGCCUGCUAAUGUGGCCAUCACCAAAAUGGAUGUGAACAACCUGGCCAUGGUUAUGGCUCCCAACUGUCUGCGCUGCCAGUCUGAUGAUCCUAGGGUCAUCUUUGAAAAUACUCGCAAGGAGAUGUCCUUUAUCCGGGUGCUCAUCCAGCGGCUAGACACCAGUUUCAUGGAUGGAAUCCUAUAACCCCCAGCU